ACGCGAGCGCGACUUCGUUUACUUGACUUGCAGUCUUCGCCCGCCAUUCUCUCCCCCACUCGGCUGCGCAUUGGAAUCGUUUCUCUCGUUCAAUCGAUCAGCACUCGAGACGUUCUUCUCUCAAUCUUCUUCGACUUCCCUAACAGAUCUGUUGAUUCUGCAUCUCCAUAUGAUACGUUCACCUCCAAUUCGUUGAAAUCUCGUUCCGACGAGCUCAGCAUCCUUUGCUGGUCGGAGAUUAGGGUUCGGGCGCAUCCAGAAGUUUGAUUGAGUGGCUCAACGGAUCACACUCCCAUCUAUGGAGAAAAACAGUUCAUUAAAAUACUACACAUUGGCGAACGAGCAUCAGCAUCAAUGGAACGGGGAUUUUGGGCCGCCCACCGGCGACCGUAGAUAUGCCUAUACGCGCCAAGCUUCGUUCCACCAAUCGCAUGAGCCCCACACCCCAUUCUCUAUCUAUCACGAUGAUUCAUCCAAGCCUCUGCUUUCUCGGAGCGCGUCGGGCAUCGAUAUGCCCGCAGAGUCUCUCUCGUUCGAAGAGACAGAGAUGCUUGCUGGGGAAGGGAAAGGAAUGCGUGGAAAGCCAUCCGUUUUGCUCCUGGUGGCUUCACUAUUUAAGGCUAUAAGGUCGGGGAAUAGGUACAUGAAGAGAUUGUUUUGGUUGAUUUCGCUCAACGUGGUGUAUUCAACGGCAGAAUUAGCUAUUGGCCUUUUCACGGGCCGUGUCGGUUUGGUUUCGGAUGCAUUUCAUUUAACAUUUGGCUGUAGCCUCCUGACGUUCUCUUUGUUUGCGAUGGCUGCGUCAAGGGAGAAGCCUGACCGAUUCUACACUUACGGGUAUAAGAGGCUAGAAGUCUUAUCUGCAUUCACAAAUGCUCUCUUUCUUUUGUUUAUGUCAUUUUCUAUAGCUGUGGAAGCCCUUCACGCGUUCAUACAAGAUGAAUCUGAGCACAAGCAUUACUUGAUUGUCUCAGCAGUUACCAAUUUAGCAGUGAAUCUAAUUGGUGUUUGGUUCUUCAGGAACUAUGCCAGAAUUAAUCUCGUAUAUAGAAAGGUAGAAGACAUGAACUAUCACUCAGUUUGCCUGCAUGUUCUUGCAGAUUCAAUUCGCAGUGCAGGUUUGAUACUGGCAUCUUGGCUCCUAUCCCUCGGGGUUCAAAAUGCAGAAGUUUUGUGCAUGGGACUCGUUUCAGCUACAGUGUUCAUGCUUAUUAUGCCACUUUUUAAAGCGAGUGGUGGCAUAUUGCUACAAAUGGCACCACCAAGCAUUUCAAAUUCAGCACUGAGCAAAUGCUGGAGACAGAUUACUGCUCGAGAAGAGGUAUCUGAGAUUUCACAGGCUCGUUUUUGGGAGGUGAUCCCCGGGCAUGUUGUUGGCUCACUAACCAUACGAGUAAAGGAUGGCAUGAACGAGCAUUCAGUGCUCCAGAUCGUGCACAGUUUGUACCAUGAUCUGGGCAUACAAGACUUGACAGUACAGACAGAUGAAUCUUAAAGGAAGUUCAGAAUAUUUGCUUGCUAUGGAUCUCAUCGUAUUUUGCUCCGAGUACAAUUCUAUUAUUGGGAUUGAGGAAUUCUAAUUCCUUUCCCCAUUUAUUCCCACCCAGUCCUGGAGACGUUCCUGGAAAGAUGGCAGCUGCAGAAAAACGUUUGAUAUUUUCAUAUGUGGCCCAGUGGUUUGUAGACUAGUAACUUUUACACCUAGCACUCGCUGUUGAUAAAAGUGACAGCUGCAAUUUUGCUCUGGAGAUUUUGCGAUUCUUGUAUCACAAGCAUCUAAAAAGGUAUAAAAUUAUACAUUCUGUUCGAGACGUUUCUCUUCUUGUUGUGUUUCAUCCAAAGUUCGAGCUCGGGAAUACUUUCUUCAGAAACGGCUAGCUCCUCUUUUCGAGCCAGAACUGUAAUAAGAUUCAUGAGAUUGUAGUUUUACUUUGGCAUAUAAAGUCUCCUUUGGGGCUUUAA
This is a messenger RNA of Punica granatum (pomegranate), 1962 nucleotides long. The record is from RefSeq and is a predicted model, not a curated record. Lineage: Eukaryota; Viridiplantae; Streptophyta; Magnoliopsida; Myrtales; Lythraceae.